This is a messenger RNA of Pezoporus flaviventris, 2359 nucleotides long. It is a transcript of the gene EBF4, whose product is annotated as EBF family member 4. Bases 1 to 2049 code for a protein of 682 amino acids. The record is from RefSeq and is a predicted model, not a curated record. NCBI's taxonomy places the organism in Eukaryota, Metazoa, Chordata, Aves, Psittaciformes, Psittacidae. Gene Ontology annotation, molecular function: DNA-binding transcription factor activity, RNA polymerase II-specific; RNA polymerase II cis-regulatory region sequence-specific DNA binding. Gene Ontology annotation, biological process: regulation of transcription by RNA polymerase II. The transcript has 18 exons.
AUGGCCCGGGCCGGCGGGGCGGCGGCGGCGGGGCCGCGGCGGCGGGUGCUGGUGCUGAUGGUGCUGGUGGCCGCGGCGGCGCGGCGGGGCCGGGGCUCGGGCCGGCGGCGGGGAGGCGGCUCCCCCGGGCCCUCCGGUGCCCCCGGGCCCCUGCCGCCCCCCGGGCCCCUCCUGCUGCUGCUGCCGCUGCCGCUGCCGCUGCCGCCGCCGCCGUCCCGCGCCGCGCCCGCCGCCGCCGCCCGCCCGGAGGCGCUGCCCCGGGGGGGGCUGCCCAUGAAGGAAGAGCCCCUCACGGCCGGGCUGCCCUCGGUCCGCUGGCUGCAGGGCACCGGCAUCCUGGACGCCAGCACGGCGGCGCAGAGCGGCGUGGGCCUGGCCCGGGCGCACUUCGAGAAGCAGCCGCCGUCGAACCUGCGGAAAUCGAACUUCUUCCACUUCGUGCUGGCCAUGUACGACCGGCAGGGGCAGCCCGUGGAGAUCGAGCGCACCUCCUUCAUCGACUUCGUGGAGAAGGAGCGGGAGCAGAACGGGGAGAAAACCAACAACGGGAUCCACUACCGGCUGCAGCUGCUCUACAGCAACGGGCUCCGCACAGAGCAGGAUCUCUAUGUGCGCCUCAUCGACUCCAUGUCCAAGCAGGCCAUCAUCUACGAGGGGCAGGACAAGAACCCCGAGAUGUGCCGGGUCCUCCUCACGCACGAGAUCAUGUGCAGCCGCUGCUGUGACAAGAAGAGCUGCGGGAACCGCAACGAGACCCCCUCAGACCCGGUCAUCAUCGACAGGUUUUUCCUGAAGUUUUUCCUCAAGUGCAACCAGAACUGCCUGAAGAACGCGGGGAACCCCCGGGACAUGCGGCGCUUCCAGGUGGUGGUGUCGACGACGGUGAACGUGGACGGGCACGUGCUGGCCGUGUCCGAGAACAUGUUCGUGCACAACAACUCCAAGCACGGCUGGCCGUCACGGCCGCGCGCGCGGCGCCUCGACCCCUCCGAAGCAGCCACCCCCUGCAUCAAAGCCAUCAGCCCCAGCGAGGGCUGGACCACGGGCGGUGCCACCGUCAUCGUCAUCGGGGACAACUUCUUCGAUGGGCUGCAGGUCGUGUUCGGCACCAUGCUGGUGUGGAGCGAGCUCAUCACCCCUCACGCCAUCCGGGUGCAGACCCCCCCGCGGCACAUCCCCGGCGUGGUGGAGGUGACGCUCUCCUACAAAUCCAAGCAGUUCUGCAAAGGGGCCCCCGGCCGCUUCGUCUACACCGCACUGAAUGAGCCCACCAUCGACUACGGGUUCCAGCGGCUGCAGAAGGUCAUUCCCCGGCACCCUGGGGACCCCGAGCGCCUGCCUAAGGAGGUGCUGCUGAAGCGGGCCGCUGACCUGGUGGAGGCUCUCUAUGGAAUGCCGCACAGCAACCAGGACAUCCUCCUCAAGCGCGCUGCCGACGUGGCCGAGGCUCUCUACAGCGUCCCCCGCAGCGCGGGGCAGGUCCCUCCGCUGGCCGGCACCCACGGCCCCGCCGCCGGCGUCAUGGGGGUGAGCUCCUUCGGCUCGCAGCUGCCCGUCAGCAUCGGUGACUCCCCGCAGGGCCCGGAGCAAGGCUACUCCCGCAGCCCCGGCAGCGCCUCGCCGCGCGGGUACGUGCCCAGCUCCACGCCGCAGCACAGCGGCUACGGCGGCGGCACCGGCAUCACCGGCUACGGCGGCGGCGGCGGCACCAUGGCCGGGCUCGGGGUGCCCGGGUCCCCCAGCUUCCUCAACGGCUCCACCGCCAACUCGCCCUAUGCCAUCAUGCCCGCCAGCCCCCCGCUCGGCGCCUCCUCCAUCACCGUCCCGUCGGGCACCAGCGCCUCCACCCCCAGCGGGGUCUUCUCCUUCUCCCCGGUGAACAUGAUCUCGGCCGUGAAGCAGAAAAGCGCCUUCGCUCCGGUGGUGCGGCCGCAGAGCUCCCCCCCGCCCGCCUGCGCCAGCACCAGCAGCCUGCAGGACGCGGCUUUCGAGGACUCGGACAAGUUCCACACGCCCGCGCGGCCGCUCCAGGGCCUGGCCUAUUCCUAAAGCACAGCGGGGCCCGGGAUGCAGCGGCUGCCCCGAGCCCCUCAUCCCGCCGGGGCGCGGAGGGAAGGGACCCCCCGAUCCCUGCCCGCCCCUCGCAGCCGGGCCCAUGGGAGCCGGGCGGCACCGGAGCCGCGGCACGGGCAGGACCGAGAGCGGCCCCUCCGCUCCGCUCCCGGGGUUUUCCAUGGGGAUCGGGGUGCACGGGGCUGCGGGACCCCCCCCCCCCCCAUCCCGCUGCCCUGCGGCCACCCCAGCACGGCCCCGCGGAGCCGGUGACCCCGGACAGGGCUGGCACCGGCCCCGGUGUGGC